AUGUCGACAAUAACUCCCAUCGACCUCAACACCGCCAAUGGUGGUAGCCCCGUAGCCUCCUCCCCACAACUGAAAGCACAAGUUCGGGCUAACGGAGCCUACAACGGCAACACGGCCCGCUCCCCUGCUGCAGUGCAACACCCGACCCUCCAGCCGGCCGCUCACAUCGAGUCACGCUCACCAUCACAGUCGCCCCGGACCUUGCAAAGGCUAUCGCCCGAGGCGUCCCUCAAGCCACUCUCCCAACUUGCCGCAACCAACCCCGCCCUAAGCGCCAAUCCCCGAACGAAGGCUCCUCAGCGGGGCGCAACGAUCCCUCCAGUGCAACAACGUCCCACGCCCUCGUACUAUAAUUUGCCAAAUACCGGAUCGUCAUCUGGGGCGUCCUCUGGUUCUUCUCGAACCGUACGUGCAGGCGCUCGGAAGCGCGCAGGCUCCAACCCGCGCCCUCCAUCGUCAACGUCAUCCGAAGAUACGGAAACAGAUGGGGAUUCGGACUCGACGUUGAUGCCUGGCCGCAUGCGGCACCAGCACUCCAAGUCGCAGCCCGACCUCACGGCUCUGCGGUCGCGUCUCGCGGAGAGCUGGGCGAACCAGCAGCAGGAAGAACGGCGGUUGCGCGAGGAGGCCCAGGCCCAUUCGCUUCUGAGCCGGCGGCGGAGUCACGGCCGCAACACACCGCCGAUUCGUCCCAUCCCGCUCGCUGCCGCACAUCCGCACGCCCAUUCGCAUCGCCAGUCGUCGACAGGAUUUGCGAGCGCGUUGCCCCAGAGCGCACUGGGGCUGCGCCAUUCGCCGCGAGCGAGCACCGUGGCGCUCUCACAGUUGACGCCGAUAUCGAGCUCGCCGCGGACCGAGUCGAGCGCAGAUGACUCGCCAUGGAGUCUGCGCGGCAUCACCCUCCCUCACGGCGGUAUGACCGGGUCCGAGGACGCGGACGACGAUCUCGAAUCGACCGACUCACCGUCGUCAGGCUCGCUCUCGUUCUCGCCUAAACUGCGCCGGCGGCAACGCCAAAACGACAAGCGGGCUGGCUCUGGGUCAUCGGGUGGGCCUGGACCUGUCCUGGGCCUUUUCCUGGAGCCAAACUCAGCCGACGAGCGAGGUUUGCAGAGCCUCGUCGACCUGAGGCCAGAGAGCAUCGAGGCGCGCCUGCGUCGCUCCUCGCUCCUCAACUUCCGGCUGCUAGCGGUCGUGCCGGCGCUGUGGGGGAUCAGUGUGCUAACGCACGCGCUGAUCACUGGCGCGCUGUGGCACGACGUGUGGCCGUGGGGCGUCGACAUGUCGCGCGAGUCAGUUGAGAGACUCGUGCAGGGUCUGCACGUGUAUGAGGGCAUCGAACGACCAGUCCAUCGCGGCGACAUGGCACUAGCAAUUGCAUGGGCUGUGGUUACGGCGCACUUUUGCUUCUGCCUGACGACGGGAUUGACCCACCGCUGGCGCUCAUACUACUCUCUCCCAUCGACGGUCACCCGCCUCGUCUCCCUCCAAUGUCUCUGCUGGCCCGCGACCUACACGACAUUAUGGGUACUUGGCCCUCGCCGCCCGCUGCUCGCAUGGGUAGUCAUCGGCGUAACGACAGGCUGGAGCCGGACAGUCCAGAUGUGGGUAACCUCCAACGUCGUGGUCGACGACGACGGGGGCGACGUUACCCCCGGCCCUCGGCGCUCUCCGCCCCUCCGUCCACCACCACCUCCAUCACACGUGACCGGCUGGCGCAAGUUUACGUACGGCCGCCGAUGGGACUGGGACGCGGUCGCGCGUGAGGUGGGAUGGAAAGUCGGCGCGCUACUCCUCGUUACGUGUGCGUGGCUCUUCUGGAGAGUUGACGGAAUCCCGACCUUCGGGAAUGUGUAG
Molecule: messenger RNA, 1857 nt
Organism: Cutaneotrichosporon cavernicola
Lineage: Eukaryota; Fungi; Basidiomycota; Tremellomycetes; Trichosporonales; Trichosporonaceae
Exons: 2
Coding region: 1-1857 (618 amino acids)
Biological process (GO): protein N-linked glycosylation; cellular response to oxidative stress
Cellular component (GO): endoplasmic reticulum membrane
Source: RefSeq, a predicted model, not a curated record